GCGACUUCGUCCCGGUACAUUGACAACUCUCGGAGGCCUGGUUAUUCACUGCUAUUGUUAACCUUCUUUUUUUUUUACAUAUAAUUUUUUUACCCUCUUUUGUAUUUUUUUUUAUUUUUUUAUUUUUUAUCUUUUUCUUUUAUCCUCCCCAACUCUGCUCCACACCACACUUCCCUACCUAUCGCCUACGCUUUUUUCCCUUCUUAAAUAUUACAUUCCCCUCACUCCCUCCCUCCCGCCGCCCCUGAACCCAACCGGCCGUUCGGGGGUCGUGUCAGUUCUUGGUCCCCCUCAGCUCUCGUCCUUCGCCUGGAUUUUUAAACGCGCCGGCCUUGACCGAAUGUGCGACUCGACUUGUCGACCUCUCCCCGGACUCCAUGCGUUCAGCUCGUGACCCAUUGGACGACACAAACCCUCCCAUUAUUCGAGGACGGUUGCGCAGCGUGCGUUGGGUGCCGACAUCUGCAAGGUAACAUUUUACAUGAGUACAUGUGUGUGCGUGUGUCUGUCUGCGUCCUGCGUGUUUUGUAGCGACCGCUCUCGAGAGUGCCGCUACUGUCCGAUUUUCAUCGUGCGUGACGGAACAAGAUGGAGCCCGAAGGUUCAAAUGGGCCCAAACGGAACUCCAUACACCAGGGUUUCUACAGUCGCCCAGUGGAACGGCGUCCAAGCAAAAAAUCAUCAUCCAGGGACCGUCACGGCAUGGUCUACCCCGAGAGCUUCAGGGAUACAGGCAUCCGCACAGUAACGCCAGACUCCACCACGGAGACCGCGAAUCAUUCUCCUCUCUCGGACGCGGAGCAUCUUUCUUCAAGCGCAGCCCCUUCGCCUCGUGUGACCGCCAGAACGAGGCCUGCCAAUCUAGAUACCCGUCGCGAUUUUCAAUCCUACCACCCCGCGGGCGAUGAGGAAGAAUUUCAAGUGGAAUCGAAGAGCCAACGGGCGCGAUCGCGAACUACCACUUUGGAAGAUCAGCGCAGUGAGCUCUCCCCGAAUUCAUUCUACCUCAAAACCCGGAGCCGUCUAGGCUCCGUCAAUGCCGCAACGUCCCAGACAAGACACUCAGACGAACCGACCGGCUCAAUCGGUUAUCCAUCAAUACAAUCGCCCACCUAUCUGAGCCACACCCUCGGGCGUCAUCGGAUCAGCCGAGCCUCCGGGGGCUCCAACUUCCUGGCGAGUGUCGGUACCAAUCCACCACCGUCGCCUUUGUCGAGUACCGAUUCUGCGAAGAUCCUGCAGCUGAUGAAGACCACAUGUGGAAGGAUGCAUGGCAUUCUUUCCUUUCGGACCGCCAACACCACGGCUUGGACGUCCGGUUACUGCGCGAUCAACGUUGCUACGGGAAGUUUGAUAUACCAGGCCAAGGGAGAGCCCGCAUUAGCUAAGACCUUGAUCCCAGACCUUCGCGGCUGCCAGGUCCGCUCCCUCGUCGACCCCGAGCUUCGGACGAACUAUCUCAGCGUCUCUACAUUUACCUCCGGUCUUGGUGUGGAGUUGAGGCCUCAUGUGAGCGAGACAUUCGAUUCAUGGCUCGCUGCGUUGUUGUGCUGGCAACCAAUCAGGCCAAAAGGUGUCCAGAAUAAGAUGACCAAACCUCAAUCGGUUGCAAUCGGUGACCGUCGUCUUGCCGACCGUCGAAGAAACUCUGAAAGCACGGUUCAGAAAGAAGCGGCCAUUAUCAAAGUGGGCAAGAUGCUCCUAUGGGACAGACCAAAUGCCUCGGGUGCUCGACCUUCGUCUGGUCGUCGGGUUUCAACAUACCGUCAGCAACGUGCGCUCUCGUCAGCCUGGCAAAGGGUCAGCUGCACGCUGCAGGAGAAUGGCGUUUUCAAACUCUUUACCGAAUCUGACAUCACGUUUGUGCACUGCAUCCAAUUAUCUCAGCUCUCCCGGUGUGCCGUCCAGCGGUUGAACUCAUCCGUUUUGGAAGACGAAUUCUGUAUUGCCAUAUAUCCGCAGUAUGCAGCGCACUCAGUAUCGGGGCUGACACGUCCGGUGUAUCUAUCCCUAGAAAGUCGGGUGCUGUUUGAGGUAUGGUUCGUUCUUUUACGUGCCUUCACAAUUCCAGAACUAUACGGUCCUGAAACGUCAAUCGAGGACAAUCCGGCGAAGGCUCCAGGGUCCGAUUCUACCGCUGCCUCUAUAGCGGACAUGUUCCGGAUUGAGAGGAUGCUCACCGUAAGAGUUACGGAGGCCAAAUUAUUCCGUAGCAAGUCGGAGGAGACCCCUCGAAGUCGCAAGCAAUCCCGGUCUCAUAGCAGCUCGACGCCAACGGGUGCCGUGAACGAUUAUUAUACUGAAGUCUUACUAGACGGAGAGAUCCGGGCCAAAACCGCCGUCAAGUACCGCACAGCAAAUCCUUUCUGGCGGGAAGAUUUCACUUUCAAUGACCUCCCGCCUGUCUUAUCCCAAGUUUCGAUACUUGUAAAGAACCCCAACCCGACCCAAAAAGACUGGUCACUUAUCGCGCAUGGGUCGUAUGCAUUGAAUCAGGAUAGCUACCCUAUGCGUGUGUUGGAUGACGUGGAGCUGUCCUCCCACGACGCAACAUUUGGAAGAGUAGAGCUUCGACUGGAUGACCUGGAGCCGGGCGUGGAGGUCGAGAAGUGGUGGCCGAUCCUUGAUGAUCGAGACCAACCUGUAGGAGAGAUGCUGAUGAGAGCUCGGAUGGAAGAAACUGUCGUUCUUAUGUCCCAUGAAUACACUCCAAUGUCGGAGCUUCUCCAUUCUUUCACCAAUGGACUUUCCAUCAACAUGGCCCAGAUCCUAUCUUCUGAACUUACAUUACUAUCAGAGGCGCUCUUGAACAUCUUUCAGGUGUCAGGGACAACUGUGGAGUGGAUAUCGGCCCUGGUCGAAGAUGAGAUUGAUGGUGUUCACAAGGAAUCGACCGCGAACAGGCUUAGAUAUACUACCAGGAUCCAUUCCAAUGACACAAGAGAGUCUGGUCAGGAUAGAGAAGUCCUCGUAAGGGAUUUGGGGCGAACGGCAACCGUGGAAGCCAAUCUCCUUUUCCGAGGGAACUCCCUUCUAACGAAGGCGCUGGACUACCAUAUGCGUAGACUAGGAAAGGAGUAUCUCGAAGAAACAAUCGGAGAACGUCUACGUGAUAUCGACGAGAGCGAUCCGGAGUGUGAAGUAGACCCUUCUCGCGUGCAUCGUUCGGAUGAUCUAGAACGCAACUGGAGAAAUCUCAUCUCCCUCACCACCAGUGUUUGGAAAUCGAUUGCGGGCUCCGCGUCUCGUUGCCCUUCCGAGCUGCGACUUAUAUUUCGUCAUGUCAGGGCAUGCGCAGAAGAUCGUUACGGCGAUUUUCUUCGCACUGUCACCUAUAGUAGCGUCUCGGGCUUUUUGUUUCUGCGGUUCUUCUGUCCAGCAAUCCUGAACCCAAAGCUGUUUGGGUUGCUGAAAGAUCACCCUCGCUCUCGAGCCCAACGUACUUUGACCCUGAUUGCGAAAGCUUUGCAAGGAUUGGCCAACAUGACUACGUUCGGGAGCAAAGAGCCUUGGAUGGAGCCUAUGAACAAGUUCUUGGUAGGCAAUCGUGCCGAUUUCAAACAGUUCGUGGAUUCAAUCUGUGCAAUACCCGCCGACCGACCAACUCCAAUCGUCACCCCGUCCUAUGCCACCCCAAUCCAAAUCCUUGGUCGCUUACCUCCAACGUCACGGGAAGGGUUUCCCAGUCUCCCUUUCUUGAUAGACCACCCUCGCAGCUUUGCGAUUCUGAUUCGGAUAUGGCUUGAAGGAGCACCUGAGAGGCUUAACGAGAUAGAGGAUCUCGACCCGGCACUCAAGAAAUUUCAUGAAAUGGCGCUUCACCUCGACCGACGUACCAAGGAAUGUUUGAGUAAAGCCGAGCAAGCAGAGCGCCCAAGUGGAGAUCUCGAGGUCAAGUGGGAAGAACUAGUUGACUCUAUGGAACGGUCGGCCACUUUCUACGAGGAGAGCUCCAAGCCCACCACGCCGGCCACGGAGACGGCAAUUGCGGGAUCUGCGUCUAUCACCGGAAGUCACCGAAACUCAAUCGGCUACUUUGCUUCGCGGCCUUCUCUACCUCGCCGGUCGACCGAUUAUGCCGCCGACGGUGGCGAUGAUGAUACCCCUCCAAGCUCUUCGUCGGCUACGUGGGACCAGAGCCGUGUGCCUUUCUCGAUCCCACGAUGGUCGGACACACGUGAUAGCACUGGGAGUUCCAAGAAUUCUUCUACUUAUUCUCUUGAAUAUCCAGACUCCUCUAAGCCUCGCCGGUCUAGUAUAACCAGGGAGACAACGAGCAAGUACCGAUUCUUUGAUUUUGUUCCGGCUACAUCUAGACGCCGGGCGAGGGACCGAGAGCAUGCUCAACAGCAAUCCCGAGAAGAACUCCGAAAUGAGUUUUGACGGGCAACCUGGGCUACCUUUACCGGCUAACCCAUCUAUAUAGCCCUUUCGCAAUCUACACCUUACGGUGCCGACACCAGGUGACAUGGCUGUUGCAUGUUAUCACCUUUUCAUCCUUUUGAUCUCUAACUUCCUCUCUGGGGGGCUUCCUCUUCAUCCCUUCACCUUGGAAUGCGUUUUGGCUUUGGUUUAGGCAACCGUGGAGGCUGAACUGAUCGUCCUUUAAAAAUUUUUAGCAGGCGGCAACGGUUUUGUAUAACACGGCGGAUCUGUGCAAACAAAUCCCUGCAUCUUACGGUGUACAUUCUUCCUUUUCCCCUACACAUGUGCUCAUGACUUGACGCGUUUCCCUUCUACUUCUCCCGAUUUUUGGAAAGCAUUUGUCAUGGUGUUGAUACCCUGCUCUGAUUGCUGUUUUUGACGUGGGAAGCGAGAGAUCCUGCGAGUAACGCUGGAUGUGAAAUAUCACUGUCCUGGGUUGCUGUGAACGGCAAGGGUCUUGUUAAACCAGACUGUUGCAAAAAACAGUGUCUCGAUUUGUGUAAAUAGUGUCUUUCCCUUCACUUUCUAUUUUUGGUAUAGACGAAACGAGUAUCCAAUUGGCGCGGAUAGACCACGAUUCCUGCUGGUUGAAG
This is a messenger RNA of Aspergillus pseudonomiae, 5018 nucleotides long. Its product is annotated as GTPase-activating protein BUD2. The transcript is spliced from 2 exons. Lineage: Eukaryota; Fungi; Ascomycota; Eurotiomycetes; Eurotiales; Aspergillaceae. Bases 589 to 4383 code for a protein of 1264 amino acids. The record is from RefSeq and is a predicted model, not a curated record. Gene Ontology annotation, biological process: regulation of GTPase activity.